AUGGGUCCUACUAUUCAAUCAGGGACGACGCCAGAUCGAGAUACUCGAAAGCGCUUUCCCAUGACAAAUGGCCAGCGCAAGGACUUACGUGAUCGCGCCAGGCUGACACCACAUGUAAAACAGAAAGAACUAUGUAUCUGGUUUCGCCAAAAGUAUGGACAUACACCAUCUCAAGGCACUGUAUCUGAUAGCUUAUCCGCCAAAUACGACUGGCUUGAUGAUCCCGAGGCAACCAUCAACUAUGAAGCUGUCAAAUUGAGACCCUCGAACUGGCCUGAUCUCGAGGAAGCCUUGAUAACAUGGUAUCGUCAGAAUGAGGGACAGAUGAAUAUCAACUAUACCGUACUCGGUCAACAGGCUGCUCGGCUGUGGCAUGAGAUGGAGCAGUACAAAGAUCAGACUCCACCGCAAUUCAGCAAUGGCUGGCUUGAUGGCUUCAAGAGACGACACAACCUUACUCGGCGUACCAAUAGAAAGUCGCAGGGUGUUGCUCCACGUGUGCCGGCUGGUGUACGAUUACAACGCUUAACCGCAAAUCAGCCUAUGAACGAGCCUGCUCAACCUGAUCAAGACAUUGGUGAUCAAUCAGAAGUCGACUGUAGCGUGUCAGAGCUUGAACGAUCUAUUGCGCAGUACAACAGUCCGUAUGCUUCUCCACCACAUCCUGCAGUCACUGAAGCACGCCGACUGUUUGGUCAAACAACGCCUGCAACACCAUCUCAAUCUCAGCCCCGACAACCCGAGUCACGUUGUGCUUUGCCUCGCAUCUACAGUGAAGCCGAUAUUGUAGAUCUAGUCUCGAGUGCAUGCCAGAUUGCCAGCCAGUUCAGCCCAUCAGACAUCUACAUCUGCGACGAAACGAAACUCUUCUGGAACCAGAGACCGGAUCGUCGUCAUCUUGCAUCCGAGACCGCUCAGAUUUUGAAUAUGCUUUGCUGUAAUGCUGACGGUAGUGAUAAGCUUCCACUCUGGCUGAUAGGGACGCAUCAAUCGCCUCGAGCAUUCGACCUCGCUGGUAUCAACGUCAAUGCUUUGAAUUGUGUUUGGAAGGCUGACACCUCUGCCGAAUUACAAUUUGUCGUCAUGCGAGAUUGGCUAAGAUGGUUUGACAAGCGCAUGGCUGGGCGAAGAGUGUUACUUUUCCUUGAUGAUCUUACUGUCCAUCAAGACGUUAUUGAGAGCUUUCGCUCGACACAACAGCCGCUUCAAAACACUAUAGUGUACAGGCUUCCCCCAAACUCGCCCGAGAGGUUUCACCAGCCGGUCAAAGGAAUCGUCAGGACCUUCAAAGCUCACUAUCGAAAGAAGUGGCUGCGACACAUGACUGACCAGAUUGGUCUGGGCAGAGAUCCACUGAAGACAACGAAUGUGCUACAUGCAGUCCGAUGGGCAAUCCAAGCAUGGCAGUCUACGUCCAGCAGUGCUAUCAACAGCUGUUGGAUGCACUCUACACUUAUCUCGUCUACGCAAGAUACGCCACCAAACCCUUCCUCUGAACUCGUCAUACCAGAAACUCUCGAGUUGACCCUUGAGAUCCAAACACUACUCGACCGUCUUCGACAACAAAACGACAUCCGUCUCCACAGCACGAUAAAUGAUUUUAUCGAUCCUCGUGAAGAAGAGUACAAGGACACGAUUUCGAGUGCAGUGACGCCUGCUUUCAUGACUCGGCCGAAUUAUGAGCCUAACGAGGAGCCAGAUCAAUCGUCUAGAGUCACUGUGAAAGAAGCUUUGAAGGCACUGGAGACGCUUCGAAAGUUUGAGGAACAGGCUGCUGAUGAGCAAGUCACUCUGAUCCAGCGAUUGGACGAACAUGAGGAGAGGUUGCGAAGAAAGCAGCGAGAGAUUGAGAGACAAGAGUCCAUGUCUACCUUGUUCAGUAUACACUCUUGA
Aureobasidium subglaciale EXF-2481 is the source of this 1893-nucleotide messenger RNA. RefSeq lists its product as uncharacterized. The coding region runs from base 1 to 1893 and encodes 630 amino acids. The transcript has a single exon. Gene Ontology annotation, cellular component: nucleus. NCBI's taxonomy places the organism in Eukaryota, Fungi, Ascomycota, Dothideomycetes, Dothideales, Saccotheciaceae. The record is from RefSeq and is a predicted model, not a curated record. Gene Ontology annotation, molecular function: DNA binding.